Messenger RNA from Aspergillus pseudotamarii, 1532 nucleotides. RefSeq lists its product as uncharacterized. The record is from RefSeq and is a predicted model, not a curated record. Bases 380 to 667 code for a protein of 95 amino acids. NCBI's taxonomy places the organism in Eukaryota, Fungi, Ascomycota, Eurotiomycetes, Eurotiales, Aspergillaceae. The transcript has a single exon.
CUCGCCGAUGUCUAUAUAGCUUGGUAUUGGGCAUCCUUUUUAACCUUCCAGACCCUCCAUGACGACACGAGGAACUUCCACCGCCUUCCAGAAACACCUAUGAAAAGGAGGGGUGAUCCUUGGUCACUGACGUCACGUGGUGUUGGUGGCCUGAUCGAACGGGCGACUGUCAUCUGGACUCUUCUACUAAUGACCCGUGUCAACUGGACAAUUCUGGGCUAUACUGACUAGUACUCCGUACUGAGUACGUGCUGUGCUUCCUCUAAGUACGUUGAACUAGUUACGCUAGUCUGUACUAUAAUAGUAGCAGUAGUUGCCUGGAUGCCUGGAUGCCUUCCCUGCCUCUGAGAUCUCAGGCCAUCGAUCGAUAGCUGUGUACAUGGUACAUGUGGUACUGUACAUCGGCGUUACUUGUCAGUACACGGUAAGGUACUGGAGCUUCCUACCUUGUUCAGGAUUUCCAAGUACCUUCCAAGUACCCACUCACACUAGAUGGGCCAAUAAUCCGCCGGAGCGAUUAUCAACCGACGACGAUGAUUGGAAGAAGAGUACUCCGUUCGGUCGAGUCUCUACCCACCUGCCUAACUUAAAACUUGAGUUGUCCCUUCAGGUCAGCUUCUCUUACCCCCACGAUGGGAUGAAUCGUGAUCCGAUUGAAUGCGAUUGAACUGUCCAACAAGGAAGGGAUGAGAGCGAAAGUACUAUACCAGGUUGGGUCAAGAUAGGAACACAGGAUCACCCGCAUUGGCACGAUAACUUAAAAUAUAACCAAUGCCAUCCGACCACCGGCGCAAUGGACCGUCAUUAUGGACCGCGAUCGAUCUCCAUUGGAUGUUUCAGACACAUCUGCCACUGGGAACUAAGGUUACUAGUCCAUGACACAUCCACAUCAUGACUACGGACGAGGAUUCAAUCGGCAUGUUUCCCAUCACCAUGGACGCCUUGCGUGGUCUGCACGAUGCAGCGAACUCUUCUCAUAAUACCUCAUGGUAAUGAGAAUAUUCUUGAUCUCUCUCCUCUCUCCCCUAUUAAUUUGUGGAUUAUUCUUCUAAGCUGAGAGAUUUUCGCGGAUCUAGUGACUCUAGUCCAUCCAUACUAAACAAUGACCCUCCCUUUCUCUGGCUCGAACUCGAUUUUUAAUUUAUUAUUUAUGCUAAUUUUUUUUCGGCUUCUCUUAACCACCUUGAUUUUUAUAUUAACUCCAAGAUGUGAAGAUCGUCCACUCUCGUUCCUUUUUCUUUCUCUCAUCCCACGUUUUCCCUAACAAACCCCCUGUCCCUUCCCUUUCUCUCUCGUUUUUUAUCUUCCAUCCGCCUCGUCAUGACGUCAAAAGUGGACACGACCCAAGUUGCCCUGGGAUUUGACGGAUGGGAUGACUUCAGGCAGCCGACAUUGUUAGCAUAUUCUCCCGAGGCAUGAUUGACUAUCCUUGGACCUUUGAUUUCCCCCCCCACCUCUCCAACGCUGGUAAGUAAGUACUAGCCCGUCCUUGCAUCUUGCAUGUCCACUUUUUUUUUUUUUUUUUUUUUUUU